CUCUAAUGGUAAACUUCCGGUAAAAUGACAGCAACAAAGAAUAUUUCGUAGAUCAUUUUUGCGAUAUAAUACGUUCAUCUAUAGGUGCAAGGAUGAUAACCUUGUCGAAGAAGUUGAAAGCCGGAGCCAUAGAGAAGAAGGAAGAUGAACCAAAGAGGAUCUCUAUCAGGGACAAGCUGCUCGUGAAAGAAGUCCAGGAAAUGGAAGAAAACCUGCCCAAGACGUGUAAGGUAGAUUUCCCCAAUCACAACAUACUCAACCACUUCACGUUGAAUAUACAACCAGAAGAUGGAUUCUGGAGUGGUGGAAAGUUCAAGUUUUCUGUUGAAGUACCAGAGGAGUAUAACAUUGUGCCCCCAAAUGUUACCUGUGACACCCGUAUCUGGCACCCAAACAUCGGUGAAAGUGGCGAGGUGUGUUUAAGCCUCCUGAGGCAAAACUCCAUCGACAGUCUAGGAUGGGCUCCGACAAGAAAAUUAAAAGAUGUAGUAUGGGGUUUAAAUUCAUUGUUUUCGGAUUUACUCAAUUUUGAGGACCCCUUAAAUGUGGAAGCAGCUGAACAUUAUGAACGAGAUAAGGUAACAGACCCAGACCAGGGAGUGCGUGACCUUGAGAAAGAACUUGGGCUUACAUUACGGGGUUACAUGCCCGGGACCUCAUCAGUGCCACCCAGACUUAGGCUGGAUGAGAAAAAGAGCUUCCUUAACUGGCAGCUUAAACUCCAUUCUAAAGACGCACCAUCCGUCCCCGGGAAAACCGUAUAAAGGCGGCACGUUCACAGGACGUUUGGUUUCCAACUCUGUGGGCCAGCUGCUAUGUAGGAUGUUAAAGGCGGCGUUUAAGAGAGGGCUGAUGUUCAUCUUGGGGAAGGAAGGAA
This is a messenger RNA of Mya arenaria, 877 nucleotides long. RefSeq names its product NEDD8-conjugating enzyme UBE2F-like. NCBI's taxonomy places the organism in Eukaryota, Metazoa, Mollusca, Bivalvia, Myida, Myidae. The transcript has 8 exons. The record is from RefSeq and is a predicted model, not a curated record. The coding region runs from base 93 to 764 and encodes 223 amino acids.